AUGACGUGAGACCGGCGCCUCCUUGUGUAAGCAUCCAACAUGGCGGCGCCCUGCAGAGGUCCGCUGCUGCUCCGUGUUUCCUUCAGAAGAUUCUUCGGAGUUUCAGCUUCAGCUCGAAGUUUCAGCGAAGACAGAAAAACCCACUUCGGCUUCGAGACGGUUCCGGAGGAGGAGAAAGCGAAGCGAGUGUAUAAGGUGUUUGAGAAUGUGGCUCAGAAGUACGACGUCAUGAACGAUGCGAUGAGUCUCGGGAUUCAUCGUCUCUGGAAGGACGCGCUGCUGCACGUCAUGCACCCACAGCCCGGUGCGCGCCUCCUGGAUGUGGCGGGCGGAACAGGCGACAUCGCCUUCCGUUUCCUGGAGUACGUUCGAUCUCAGCAGGAGCGGCGAGAGCGGCGUGCAGCUCGGUCCAUGCAGACGCAGUCGUGGCAGGACAUUUCCAGCAACUACGGCACCGAGGACAAGGACGGGUCCCCGGAGUCCAGCGCGGUGGUCUGUGACAUCAACAAGGAGAUGCUGAAAGUGGGCAAGCAGAAAGCUGACAGCACGGGAACCAGCGCUGGGCUGUCGUGGGUGGUGGGGGAUGCGGAGGAGCUUCCCUUUGACGACGACCAGUUUGACAUUUACACCAUCGCCUUUGGCAUCCGCAACGUCACUCACAUAGAUCAGGCACUUCAGGAGGCUCUGCGGGUCCUCAAGCCCGGCGGCAGGUUCAUGUGUUUGGAAUUCAGCAAAGUGACGAAUCCUGUGCUGGCGAGGCUUUAUGACGCGUACAGUUUCCAGAUGAUCCCAGUUCUGGGAGAAGUGAUCGCUGGAGACUGGAAGUCGUAUCAGUAUCUGGUGGAAAGUAUCCGCAAGUUCCCUGAUCAGGAGGAGUUCAAACGUAUGAUUGAAGACACAGGAUUCUACUGCGCUCAGUACCACAACUUAACUGGUGGAGUUGUCGCUCUUCACUCUGGCUUCAAGCUGUGAGAUGCCCGAAAAACUCCUCUGGAAAAAAAACAUUAAAGCAAAAGACGCUCUUUGAUUCAGGCUUUUUCUGCCUGUGUGAUAAACUCUCAGCAGAGUUCAUGGACAGAACGUUCACGCAGGACGAUCGUCUCUGCAGAAGCCACCGUGCAAAUGACAGAAAUCAGAGGUCAGUGGACGUAUUUAUUAUGUUUUUGUUUGUGAAGCUGUAGAUAUUAGUUCGACUCCUGGCAGAGAAAAAAACAAAUGUCCCAGUGGGUUAAACCAUUUGACAACAAAUGGGUUUGAAUAUUUUUUGUAACAUCUUCAUUUUCACUGUGGAAAAUAAAACCUGCAAAAUCGUA
Molecule: messenger RNA, 1313 nt
Organism: Paralichthys olivaceus (Japanese flounder)
Lineage: Eukaryota; Metazoa; Chordata; Actinopteri; Pleuronectiformes; Paralichthyidae
Gene: coq5
Product: coenzyme Q5, methyltransferase
Biological process (GO): ubiquinone biosynthetic process
Molecular function (GO): methyltransferase activity
Source: RefSeq, a predicted model, not a curated record